CUCACCAUUUUCCCAGCCACCACCUUAGUCUUCGUAGUAAAAACUACACAAAAGAGAAAAUAUGUCUUCUCAGUCCACCAUACUCUUUCUGUACCCAUUUCCAAAGUGUCCGCAAACUCCACCAUCUCUUUCUUCACAAAAACAUGCUGGUGGAGUUCCACCCUUCAAGCCCAAAGACAAAUGGGUUAACGGUAAUUUAAAUGUCAAGUGCAAGGCUAUAUUGAAACCCCAGACUCAAGAAAUUAAUGAUCGAGUGGAUGUGUUUCAAAAUGGCGCUCCAGAGGUAAAAAAGUUGCAUGAGAUUGUGGAGGAUGACAUAGAGAAGGAGUUACCUGUUAAGGGUUAUGGGUCAAUCGAGAUUAAGAAACAUGUCGAUACUGUCAGAUCGAUGUUGAGCUCCAUGGAGGAUGGAGAGAUAAGCAAAUCGGCUUAUGACACUGCAUGGGUGGCUCUUGUGAAGGAUAUUAAUGGAACUGAUACACCUCAGUUUCCAUCUAGCCUUCUGUGGAUUGCCAACAAUCAGCUCGAGGAUGGAUCAUGGGGCGAUGUCCACUUCUUCUCCCCUUACGAUAGAAUACUGAACACGUUGGCAUGUGUCAUCGCAUUGAAAUCGUGGAAUAUUCAUCCAGAAAAAUUCGAAAAAGGCAUGUCAUUCAUCAGAGAGAACAUAUGCAAACUUGAAAAAGAGAAGGCUGAGCACAUGCCCAUUGGAUUCGAAGUAGCUUUUCCUUCACUCCUUGAAAUAGCUGAGGACAUGGGCAUUGAAGUUCCUGACGAUUCACCUGUCUUGCAAGAGAUCUAUGCUCAGAGAGAUCUAAAGCUCAAAAAGAUACCAAAGGACAUCAUGCAUAGGGUGCCCACAACACUGCUCUUCAGCCUGGAAGGAAUGCCAGGCCUGGACUGGGAAAUGCUUCUAAACCUACAGUUCCAAGAUGGGUCCUUUUUGUUUUCUCCAUCUUCCACUGCCUAUGCACUCAUGCACACCAAAGAUGAGAAAUGUUUGACAUAUCUAAAUAAGGUUGUUGAGAGAUUCAAUGGGGGAGUCCCCAAUGUUUACCCGGUUGAUAUGUUCGAGCGCAUGUGGGGUGUUGAUCGGCUGCAGCGCCUUGGAAUAUCCCGAUAUUUUGAGCCAGAAAUCAAAGUGUGUAUGAACUAUGUAUACAGAUAUUGGAACAAAAAUGGAAUAGGCCCGACAAGAAAUACUCGGGUUAGUGAUGUUGAUGACACAUCAAUGGGCUUUAGGCUUCUAAGAUUACAUGGCUACGAUGUUUCUCCAGAUGUGUUCAAGCAGUUUGAGAAGGGUGAUGAGUUUGUCUGCUUCCCAGGGCAGUCAUCCCAGGCCAUUACCGGGUUGUUUAACCUCUUUCGUGCUUCCCAGUUUCUGCUCCCCGGAGAAAAGAUUCUUGAGAACGCCAGGAAGUUUUGUUCCAAGUUUCUCAGAGAAAAACAAACUUGUAAUCAGCUCGAAGAUAAGUGGAUAAUAGCAAAGGAUUUGGCUGGUGAGGUUGGGUAUGCUCUGGACAUUCCAUGGUAUGCCAGCUUGCCACGCGUGGAGACAAGAUUUUACGUUGAACAGUAUGGAGGUGGAGAUGACAUAUGGAUUGGCAAGACUUUAUACAGGAUGUACCAUGUUAACAAUGAUAUCUAUUCUGAGCUUGCAAAGCUGGAUUUCAACAACUGCCAAGAAUUGCAUCAGCUUGAAUGGGACAGGAUUCAGGAGUGGUGGACGCACAGCAAUCUUCAAGAGUUCGGGCUCAGCAGAGAAACCCUCCUCCUGGCUUAUUUUCUCGCAGCAGCCAGUAUAUUUGAACCAGAAAGGUCGGUAGAGAGGGUGGCGUGGGCUAAAGCUGCCGUCCUGGUAGAGGCAGUUGCAUCUUAUUUCAACAAGGAAACAUGUAUUAAGCAGAGGAGAGCCUUCCUUCUUAAAUUCGGGUACAGUGCAAGUGGAGGACGCUACAGGAAGAUUAAUGGAAGUUCUAAUCUGAGCAAGACUGGAGAGGAGCUCGCGGGGUUAUUACUCACUACCUUAAACCAGCUCUCAUUGGAUGCACAGGAGCUGCAUGGCUCGGACAUACAUCAGCUUUUACAUCGUACUUGGGAAAUGUGGUUGACAAAGAACUUGGCAGAAGAAGAUGGAUGCCAAGGAGAAGCGGAGGUCCUGGUGGAUGUGAUAAACCUUUGCUCUGGCCGUUCAAUCACGGAAGAGCUGUUGAACCAUCCUCUUUAUAAGCAUCUCUUACACCUCACCAAUGGUGUCUCUCACCAACUUAGUCCAUUUUACCAGCACAAGGCACAUAUUGGAAGCUAUAAUCCUGAAAAAGAAAGUGAUGUUAGUUCUAAAGUAGAACCGGACAUGCAAGAACUUGCACAGUUGGUGCUCCAAAACUCCACUGAGGACAUAGAUCCCGUGAUCAAGAGAACAUUUCUAAUGGUAGCCAAAAGUUUCUACUAUGCUGCCUACUGUGAUCCUGCAACUAUUGACUCUCAUAUUGCUAAAGUACUUUUCGAGAGAGUAGUUUGAUCUCUGCAUGUAAAGAUACACUGUAAAAGGCCAUGACCAAGUGUGUGCUUUGAUCAAUACAUUAAAGAAAUAAAACUACUUGCACUUCA
This is a messenger RNA of Vitis vinifera (wine grape), 2610 nucleotides long. Its product is annotated as ent-copalyl diphosphate synthase 1. NCBI's taxonomy places the organism in Eukaryota, Viridiplantae, Streptophyta, Magnoliopsida, Vitales, Vitaceae. Bases 62 to 2521 code for a protein of 819 amino acids. The transcript has 15 exons. Gene Ontology annotation, molecular function: magnesium ion binding; terpene synthase activity. The record is from RefSeq and is a predicted model, not a curated record. Gene Ontology annotation, cellular component: chloroplast. Gene Ontology annotation, biological process: gibberellin biosynthetic process.